AUGUCCAGCCUUGAAAAUAGUUUCCACAAGCUCUCAACAUUGGCCAGGGCGACAGAUGUGCGCAUUGUGUUCGACACAAAUUGGCUUGGGAAGAAAAACCUUGCUAGGCUUCGAAGUGCUGUCGAGGCCUCCCGGCAACUCACUGGAGUUCUGGUCAUCCCGCAAUUCGCCCGUUUGUAUCAGCAGGCAGACUGGUCAAUCCUCAGCUCUAUUCAGGGUUCCAAAUCUGGACCUCAUCGUCCCACUGGAGACUGGACGUCCAAAGCUGUACCUUCAAUUGAGGACGCGGUAGCUGGAGCCCCUCGUUUCGAAGACGCGAUAUAUGACGCCCCGCCUUCGUAUGCGCAAGUGUCAAACAAGCGCUCGAGACAUACUCGCACUAGCUUGACACCCGACUCUCCUCCACCGAAGCGCCUCCUCCAAGAUCCCACAUGCGUGCCGUCGCCAACAGAACAUGCCUCUUCCGGAUCGUCGCCUAGCUCAAAGUCCACACCUUCGUCCACCGCCACCGUGCAAGUGGAUAUUUUCCAAGACAUUGUCACAUCCGCUGUCCAGAAAGUGCUUCCGGACAUGCUGCGCGAACAACUUCCCAGCAUUCUGCAAGACUUUCUUCCAGGCAUGUUUGCUGACCCCUCACCGUCGCCUUCUUUGUCGCCGACACCACGGUCCAGCCAGAGCGCGGACACGCUCGCACAACACCAUCGAACUUUGAACAAGAAACCCACGCCGGCGGCAGUCAUCAGGACUGUUAUAAGCACUGCUACCAAGACCCACCUUCAAAAAUUCUUGACUGAUGCCCUCGAUGAAGCCUACGAGCAAGUCUCCGAGCUUCAUAACUCAGCUAGCGUUGAAUUCGAGGAACACCUUGAUGACACGAGGCUUGAUUUUGCUAUGCUCAAGGAGGAUCAUAUCGCCGCCUUCAAUGAAGAUUGCAACGAGAAGUUGGUGGAGUUCAAGGAGCGUCUAGUCGAGGGGAAAGAUGAGGCAGAAGUGGAUGUGAAGGCACACGCUGACGAGGUAGUGGUCAAGGCUUGGGAUAGGUUGAACAUGAUGGAUAAGAGGUGGUGUAGUCAUCAAUGCCCCCACAGUACGAAGGACAAGGGUAGCAAGUUGGGAGAAACGCGGAGGGCGAUAUCCCUGCCCCCUUGA
Alternaria postmessia is the source of this 1149-nucleotide messenger RNA. RefSeq lists its product as uncharacterized. The transcript is spliced from 2 exons. Bases 1 to 1149 code for a protein of 382 amino acids. The record is from RefSeq and is a predicted model, not a curated record. Lineage: Eukaryota; Fungi; Ascomycota; Dothideomycetes; Pleosporales; Pleosporaceae.